Molecule: messenger RNA, 909 nt
Organism: Metarhizium acridum CQMa 102
Lineage: Eukaryota; Fungi; Ascomycota; Sordariomycetes; Hypocreales; Clavicipitaceae
Source: RefSeq, a predicted model, not a curated record
AUGCCUUCUACCGACGCCUCUCGGCUACAGAAACUAUGGCUUGCAGUUCAAACUAAACCAGAGCACGCCACAACCGAGUUCUGGGAGUACGUCCUCCGUCUAAAACAACCGCCCACGGAUGACGUCGACGAUCUUCGUCGCGUUGACUUAUUGGUGAGGAAAAUUGACGAUGAUACUAUUCUGCUCUUUCUAGAGGCCAAAAGAGCCAAUGCUACUCGCGACCAGAUAGAAGUCGUUGAAUACCAAGCUUUCACCGCCUGCUGCGCCCAUCUCUUCCAAACGCAGAAACCAGCCAUCUGGGCAAUGACAUGUGUCGGUUCCAAAGCCAGAAUCUGGGCGUACAAGUGGAAUGACGACUACGUAACACCAAUUUUGCCCCUGGGAGAUGAGCUCUCGGAAAUCGGCCAAUACGCCGAAUAUUCCACUCACAGUAAGGAGCUCGUGGAAGCCCUUAAGCACGUCAAGAAGAACCCUAUUCCAGACAAGGCCACCUUUGAAAACCCACAGUCACCAAGGCCACUUUCCGCUACGCUCCCCGACGGAUGGCAUGACAGAGAGGUCGCCUUCAUGUCCUCCGCCACGUCGUACCAGGCAGAAGCAGACCCUGGAACAGCGCUUCUGCAGCUCCCACGCAGCGGAUGCGUUAGACAGGCCCAGGCAGCUGAUACAUAUCAGGGCAUGCUGGAUCCCAACCAGUCUUACGAGAUUACGGUUGAAAGGUUCGAGAACCGUGUAUAUCAGUGUCUCAGAGUGGUAGAUGGAGCCCGCGUGAAUGUGCCGGAAGGGGGGUGGGGUCAGUGUACCAUCCUGUCAUCAGAGACUCUUUACCCAUGUUACUCUUGGGUAGGCGAAUCGGGGACGCAAUACUUCGCCUGGUCGUUGGGUUCUGAGGAGGCGCGAGGGCAGUAA